CCCCGUAUAGUUUCCACGCAGGGACAGCCUACGUGUUUAUCUCGUGAGGUGAAGUGCGCUGCUCAUUUCCACUACACGUCUGGCAAUGGACCCAAACCUCUGCAGGUUCGGUCCUUAAUUGUGUUUGAGCAACAUUUGAAAUCCAGUCGUUCACACCUUCAUCACCAUCAUCAUCAUCACCAUCGUAAGAAGAUGGGCUGCUGCUCGGCGCGGUGCGUGCUGGUCCUCCUGUGUUGCCUGCAGUUGAUAACUGCACUGGAGAGGCAGGCGUUUGACUUCCUGGGCUACCAGUGGGCUCCCAUCAUGAUCAACUUUGUUCACAUCAUCAUGGUCAUCCUGGGCCUGUUUGGUGUCAUCCAGUACAGAUCACGCUACGUGAUCAUGUACCUGCUGUGGACGUUGAUGUGGGUCGGCUGGAAUGUCUUUGUGAGCUGCCUCUACUUGGAUUUGGGAGGGCUUUCAAAGGUACGUCUAAUGGUCAUGUAACUGUCAGAUAAUUAAAGACCCACACAGCUACAGUGUCUAAAUACAGAGUUCAGCCCUUCUAUUAGUUUCACACUCGUAAAUAAGAAGCGUGUACAGUGACAGGACUUUAAAGUUUAGUUUGCUCCGGGUAAUGUGAUAUAUAAAAAAGAAACCAUUUGUAUAUAUAUAUAUAUUGUCCCCCUGGCGUUCACUGAGUUUUUCUCUUGGCAGCCAGAGGCCAGUGUUGUGCCAUAAUAAGCCUCUUUUUCUCUUACAUGAGAAAUUAUAGGGCAUGGUUGGAAUAGUUCUCGUGGUUAGCACUCU
Molecule: messenger RNA, 789 nt
Organism: Solea senegalensis (Senegalese sole)
Lineage: Eukaryota; Metazoa; Chordata; Actinopteri; Pleuronectiformes; Soleidae
Product: sodium/potassium-transporting ATPase subunit beta-1-interacting protein 3-like
Exons: 3
Coding region: 193-486 (97 amino acids)
Biological process (GO): regulation of sodium ion transport
Source: RefSeq, a predicted model, not a curated record